This is a messenger RNA of Chenopodium quinoa (quinoa), 822 nucleotides long. RefSeq lists its product as uncharacterized. NCBI's taxonomy places the organism in Eukaryota, Viridiplantae, Streptophyta, Magnoliopsida, Caryophyllales, Amaranthaceae. The transcript has a single exon. Gene Ontology annotation, molecular function: RNA-DNA hybrid ribonuclease activity; nucleic acid binding. The record is from RefSeq and is a predicted model, not a curated record. The coding region runs from base 1 to 822 and encodes 273 amino acids.
AUGGAAGAUAGCCAUCAUUUGUUUCGAUACUGUUCUCUAGCGAAGGCAGUUUGGGAUAGUAGUUCCCUGACGGUUUGCUAUGAUCUCCCUGGACUCCACUCUUUUCAAAGUUGGAUCCAGCAUUUUAUCCUGCUCUUUUAUAGCAAGGAUGGUAAACGUAGUAAUCGAAUUACCAAGUUUAUUGCUACUCUUUGGGGUAUAUGGACAGCCAGAAAUGGGAAGAUUUUUCAGGAUUCUGAGAUUACUUUGGCAUAUGUCAAAGAAUUGGUCAACAUAGCUAUUAAGGAUCACGAGUCUUUCACGAAGGAUGUAAGGAGUGAGUGUACAAGUGUAACAGAGGAGAGCAUCGACCCCGCUCUCCCGCCGGGGUUCAACCUUGUCCAAUUAGGAAGACAGAAGACCGAUUUUGCCAAAUUGGUUCUACAGGUUGAUGGUUCAUGGGAGAAAGCUUCUACUAGAGCGGGAAUAGGAUGGGUUGCUUCGGGUCCAGUUUUAUUUAGUAAUAAUAGGGGAGGAGGCAAAUUUGGGACGGCUACGUCGGCGCUACAGUGUGAGACUUGGGCUUGUCUCGAAGCACUAAAAUGGACUAAAAGCCAAGGUUAUGAGGAAGUCCUCAUACUCUCAGAUUCUGCCUUGCUGCUGGAGAACCUUAAGGAUAGCCGAGGACACGACAUUUCGAUCGCUUGGAUGCUUGAUGAAAUUAGAUCAGUGGCAGCUUUUUUCAGGAAAUGUUCGGUCAUUAAGGUCAUGAGAGAUCAAGUGCAAUUGGCUAAUGAUAUUGCAAAGAAUUGCCGUAGCACCCUCUCUAAUUUAAUUAUGUAG